Molecule: messenger RNA, 1609 nt
Organism: Nematostella vectensis (starlet sea anemone)
Lineage: Eukaryota; Metazoa; Cnidaria; Anthozoa; Actiniaria; Edwardsiidae
Product: E3 ubiquitin-protein ligase znrf2
Exons: 6
Coding region: 165-731 (188 amino acids)
Source: RefSeq, a predicted model, not a curated record
CUGUUGCUGUAGUCUGGUGAUCUACAAAACAAAAACAGGGAGAGAAGUGAAAAUGGCGUCGGAACUAUCUUCUGCCUGUGCUUGUCUUUUGCUUCUUCGAGUGUUAUUUAGGGCCAAUAAGGCGCCUCAAUAAUCCUUUAACAUAGCUAUUCACAAAGAAUAUCAUGGGAACCAAGCAGUCGACUACAAGUGCUGUGAAUGAACGCUCCGACACUCGGUCCUCAGGGCCACACUCUAGCCAUGUUGCCAAUGGUGCUGACACAAAUGGUGUUUUGUCUUUAGAUCCGAGAAUACGGACCCGUUCUUUAAGUAGUGUUGAUCGUCCUACGUCUAUUCCUGUACAUGGAAGCUCUAUACAAGAAUCGGAUUUAUCCUCAUCUGCCGAGGACAAUUCACCAACAAUUCGGACUAAUUUUAUGAUUCAAGGAGCUCAAUCACUUCCCGCUCAACUUUUCGCGACAUCUUUUAUCACUGGGCUGAAAUGUCCAGUUUGCGCUAAAGUUGUUCUUCCACAAGACAUCGAACUCCAUCUCGUGAUUUGUUUGACAAAACCGCGACUUUCCUACAACGAGGAUGUUCUUCAGGAAGAUAAAGGGGAAUGUACAAUUUGCCUUGACGAUCUUAGUACAGGGGAGACAAUUGCAAGACUACCAUGUCUAUGUAUAUAUCACAAAAAAUGCAUAGAUCUGUGGUUUCAAAAAAGCCGGACUUGCCCAGAGCACCCUUCCUAGUGAUAAAUAAGGCAUUGUCCGAGUGAGGUGAUAGCUGUGGUCACCAGGCUCUCUUGGCAUAGAGAUGAGAUACCCAUCAUGCAUUGUGCUAGACCCUGUACUUGCCUGGAGGGAGGUUCCCACAUGUGAACCACAGUCUGUAUAUAUUGAUAUACUAUAUAAAUUAUUUUGUAAUAAAAUGUGGAUUAAAAUUUGCAAGAAAGAGGGAUAAAGAAAGAAGAUACAAAGUUGUGAUAUAAGGAUAAGAAAGUAUAGUUACAAUAUAUAUUUUUUUUCUUUAUGUUGAAAGAGUUUAAAAGGACUGCACUCAAUAAUGUAAUUUGAUUUCUCACUUUUGGAGUGAAAGAACUAUAGGUAGAUUUUAUGGAAAACAAAGUGGUGCAUUUUUGUAGCCCAUAGCUAAAUAACAAUGCAUUUUUUCAUUGAUGACCAUUACCAUUGUGCAUGCACUAUAAUUAUCCUUCUCCAAUUAUGCACUAUAAACUGUAAUUUAUAUGAACUUUGGCUAUCAAUGUGCAUGUACUAAAUUGGCCAAUCAUAGUGUAUGUACUAAAUUGGCCAAUCAAUGUGCAUGUACUAAAUAAAGAAGCUGGCCAAUCAUAGUGGAUGUACUUACAUAAGUUUGACCAAUCAUAGAGCGUCUACUAUUUAAGCUUGGUUAAUCUUAGCGCAUAAGUUGAUAUUUCCAGUGGAUAUAAGUUUGACCAGUGGUUAAUGCAUUAUAAAAAUUAUUAUAAUUUGUUAAUUUUAUUUAAAAAAAUAAAGGAAUGUGUUUGAAAUAGAAAAUUAACACUGGUAGAUAGAUAGAACUGUAGGAGUAAAAUGUGAUUUUUACUUACUAUUUUCAUCUUAAUUAAUGAAAUAUAGAAAAACACCAA